CUCGCUCAUUCUCGUUGUCUACAGGCAUCAUGUUCAGCGAACUCCUGUAUAACGCAGGUUAGUUAUGAACUUGCUACUUUAUUUAAAUUGGCUUCAAAUGAUUUUCGACCUUUCAACUCCAGUGUUGAGUAAACCUUUUAUAAUUGUGCAAAGACUAUCAACAUAUUUUUUUGCAAGAUUAUUAUUAGAAAAUUGGAAAAUCUCUCUUUGCAAGGGAAUAUCAUCAGUUGUUCUUCACUUUAAGUCAUAGGCGUAAGCGAUGAUGAGACACGUUUUAACAAAUCAUUCGUCUUCAUUUGUCUUCCCCGAAAAGAGAGCUUGUUCACAGGAUAUAUAUUUUCGGGCAAAAAUAUUUGAACAAUUAUAGUAAUGACGACUGAUUAUUUACAAAUUCUUUUGUAGGAAAGGGUAUUUUAUCAUCAGACCAUGACUCCAUCCUGGCUGGAAAUGUACGCAUCAUACAUUGACAGCUCACGUGUACUGACGGCUUCACAGCUUACAUUCAACGCUGGAAACGUAAAAAAUGCUGCUCUUUUAAAGAUUCCCAUGAUUCCUGCAGGUACACUCAGAGAUUCAAUGCCGCUGACAGUUGAGAUCACGGUCGCACAUGACGUGAGCAUCGGACAAGGAACUGACAGCGAUAUCACAUAUGGUGUGUCAGAUGGUACCAGAAUUAUUGGUUUUAUCACGUGGGACAAAUUGAACUUUAAUGACCGCUCUCCUUGCGUCGGGGUGGAAGGUGACUCCGGAUCUACCUUUAAGGGUAUUCGCUUCGAAUCACUUACGCCGAAAGCAAGCGACUCUUUCUACCCUGGUCAGUAUGACAUCACUCUCAAGCUGGAUCAACGCUGGGGAUCGUGCUACACAGCGCAUGAUGGAGGCUUCGUGAGGACCGCUGGCUUCAACAAUCGACUGAUGUUCAGUAAGGGACUUACAUUGGAGGUGUACAAAGGCGACAAAGACGAGAAAGUUGGCAUACGAUUCAUCAAGGUCACCAUCAUAGAGGAUGAGGCUUAG
Pocillopora meandrina is the source of this 1017-nucleotide messenger RNA. NCBI's taxonomy places the organism in Eukaryota, Metazoa, Cnidaria, Anthozoa, Scleractinia, Pocilloporidae. The record is from the annotation of a GenBank genome assembly.